AUGACUUGAGUGUUUUUUGUUGUUCUGUGAAGGAAAAGGACAGUCUUGGAGAUGUCGCUACUUCCCUUUCAUUCGAUCUCGAGUUUGGUUUGGUGAAGUCUUGUGGCAGGGAUCUGUGCCCGAUGUUAAACGAUUCUCUUUACACAAAGCACACGGCAAAGGCUUUCUUUAUCAAAAGAUGUAAGAAUCGAAAAGUCUGUGUACCUGAUAUGACUGUCGAUGGAAGAGCUGUUUUAGUAGGGUAUGACGGUACUCGAACAUUUGAUCGAAAUCUGCGGAUCGGUCUUGUAAAAGACUUGAUUUUACAGCUCACAGUGUCAAACAAGGCCAACGAUUAUGCUUAUUACUCCAAGAUGUCGGUGAAGUACCCGAGAUCAUUAGGCUACCAAGGAACUAGUGGACAGUGCGAACGUCAACACAGUUCACUCAACGAAACUCAGUCCCAGCUCUCUAUCAGCUGUGAGGUGGGAAGAGUGGCUCUCCCGGGACUUAGUGAUAAAAAAUUCACCCUCAAGUUUUCAGCAGCUUCGGUAGAAGAAGAUUUCUCUAUUAUCGUCACGGCUGAAAGUCAAGACAUAGAUGCCAAUGAAAAAGAUAACAGUAAAGAGUUCUUAAUUGCUGUGAAGUAUGAAGCAGAUCUUGUGAUCAGAGGUUAUUCAAAGCCGGACCAGGUCAUUUACUCAGGAGAUGUCAAAUCAAGGGAGAAAGUCGAGGAGUUUCAAGAGGAAAUUGGACCCGAAAUUGUUCAAACUAUCAAGGUCAGUAACUAUGGUCCUAGCGUGGUGGACUGGUCAGAGGUCACCAUAACAGUUCCUAAUCUAUUGAAGAAGGACGACCCGGACAGUUUUCUGAUGUAUUUACUUCAGGUUGAGGUUAUUGGUUCUGGAAGCUGUAACGCUGUCGUCAAUCCUCUAAACAUUGAGGUAAGCUACAACCUUAUACUGCGACAGACGCGGUGGCCUCAUGGUUAGUGCGCUCGUCUCUGGAUCGGUCAGGGCCGGGGUCAAUUUGAAGUGUUCUUAGGCAUGACAGUUUACUCUCACAGUGCCUCUCUCCACCCAGGCGUAUAAAUGGGUACCGGCGAACUUAAAUUGAUGC
This is a messenger RNA of Orbicella faveolata, 1098 nucleotides long. Its product is annotated as integrin alpha-9-like. The record is from RefSeq and is a predicted model, not a curated record. Gene Ontology annotation, cellular component: external side of plasma membrane; integrin complex. Gene Ontology annotation, molecular function: integrin binding. Gene Ontology annotation, biological process: cell-cell adhesion; integrin-mediated signaling pathway; cell adhesion mediated by integrin. Lineage: Eukaryota; Metazoa; Cnidaria; Anthozoa; Scleractinia; Merulinidae.